UCUCAUACCAUAACUCGAAUUUCCUCACCCGAUCAGAGACCUGGUGGUUUAGUGCAUCGGAAGAUUUAGCGUACAUUUAAUCUUUAUUUUGUUUUUAUCCGUCGUAUAUCGAAACUUUGAUAAAAAUGGUGAAAGUCAGCUUAUUUUGCCUACUAGUGGUUGCGGUUAUCUCCGCCAAUGCCCAAGGACUUGGAUUUUUCGGAUUCGGUGGUGGGUUCGGUUUUGGACCGGGAGUAGACUUCCACAAUAUUGUUCUGCAAUCAGCAGCAGCUAAAUUAAGUGCCCAAAACUUACCAGAAGACCUUCAAAAUCGACUCACAGAUAGUCUGGCAAGAGCUGAAUUGGCUUACGUUGGUUGCGAGAAUGGUGUCUAUUGGCAGUACAGACGUUGCACCGCUUUGGAGAUGAAAAACGCAUUAACUGAAAUCAAAGCAAUUGAGAAUGAACUGAACUUGAGGAACGCUGCAACUUCAGCAGCACCAGUUGAAUCAGUUUCAGGUAAUGCUGUUGUUGAAGAGAAUACCGGAAAAUGAUAGAAUUAGAUACGUAGUGAAAUCCAUUAAAAAGAAAAUUGGAAUGUUAGUUAAUUGAUAGUGAAUUAUUGGCAUUUAUAUUAAAUUGUUGCAGGUGAUGCAAAUCUGUAUUUUUCAA
Molecule: messenger RNA, 651 nt
Organism: Hermetia illucens (black soldier fly)
Lineage: Eukaryota; Metazoa; Arthropoda; Insecta; Diptera; Stratiomyidae
Exons: 2
Coding region: 126-533 (135 amino acids)
Source: RefSeq, a predicted model, not a curated record